Messenger RNA from Saprolegnia diclina VS20, 431 nucleotides. RefSeq names its product aldehyde dehydrogenase (NAD+). The record is from RefSeq and is a predicted model, not a curated record. Gene Ontology annotation, cellular component: cytoplasm. NCBI's taxonomy places the organism in Eukaryota, Oomycota, Saprolegniomycetes, Saprolegniales, Saprolegniaceae. Gene Ontology annotation, biological process: aldehyde metabolic process. The transcript has a single exon. Gene Ontology annotation, molecular function: aldehyde dehydrogenase (NAD+) activity. The coding region runs from base 5 to 289 and encodes 94 amino acids.
CACGAUGGUCCAAAUCUCCAACCCAAAUUUGCCGUUUGGCGGCGUCGGCAACUCUGGCAUGGGCGCAUACCACGGACACAAGUCGUUUGAGGUAUUCAGCCACGCCAAGUCGGUGCAGUACAAGCACUUUAUCUUGGACAUUGCGCAGCGCUACCAGCCGUACACGCCCUUUGCGCGCCAGCUCCUCGGCGCGGCCUUGUUCCCGAUUCCCCGCUCGUGGCAGCGCGCGUCCGUCUUUGUGGCGCUUGUCGCGCUCGUCGGCAUUGUGCUUGCUAUCGUAUAUGCCUAAGCUUGUAUAUGCCCAAGUGCUUUUCUGGCUUUGUACAACCCAAUGAUAAUAUUCUACUCUAAAACGUCUAUUUAAUGAAUGUUCCGAGCAUUGACGAUCGGGCGACGCAUCUUUUGUGGACCUGGUCCGAAUCAAUAGUCGA